Messenger RNA from Penicillium verhagenii, 1248 nucleotides. RefSeq names its product histone chaperone NAP1 (gene nap1). The transcript has 5 exons. Gene Ontology annotation, molecular function: histone binding; chromatin binding. The record is from RefSeq and is a predicted model, not a curated record. Gene Ontology annotation, cellular component: chromatin; nucleus. The coding region runs from base 1 to 1248 and encodes 415 amino acids. Gene Ontology annotation, biological process: nucleosome assembly. NCBI's taxonomy places the organism in Eukaryota, Fungi, Ascomycota, Eurotiomycetes, Eurotiales, Aspergillaceae.
AUGUCUGAACCCAUCAGGAAUAAGAAGGCUGAUUUCCCGGUCGCUCCGACCCCGCAAAACACCCCAGCCAACAAUGCCCCUAUUUCCUCGCACGCCCAACAGCCUGGUGUCUCCAGCAUCAAGGAAGAAACCCUCGACAACGCAACAGCCGCUUCGCUCUUCGCUCGCAACCCCGCCCUGGUUUCGAUGAUUCAAGGCAAACUGGGCCAGCUCGUCGGUCGGUCAUCUGGCUACAUUGAAUCCCUACCCCCAGUCGUCCGCCGCCGCGUCGCCGGCUUGAAGGGUGUCCAGAAGGAGCACGCCAAGCUGGAGGCCCAGUUCCAGGAAGAGGUCCUGGAACUCGAAAAGAAGUAUUUCGCCAAGUUUACCCCCCUGUACGAGCGCCGGGCAACAAUCAUCAACGGAGGCGUGGAGCCCACCGAGGACGAGGUUGAAGCUGGCAAGGAAGACGAAGAGGAAGACGAAGACGAGGAGAACAAUGAUGCAGAGGAGCAGAAGGAGGAAAAUGAGGCCACUGAAGCCCUGGCCGGUAUCCCCGAGUUCUGGUUGUCAGCCAUGAAGAACCAGAUCUCGCUCGCUGAAAUGAUCACCGAGCGGGAUGAGGAGGCCCUCAAGCACCUCACCGACAUUCGCAUGGAGUACCUGGAGCAACCUGGAUUCCGGUUGAUCUUUGAAUUCUCGGAGAACGAGUUCUUCACCAACAAGACCAUUUCCAAGACCUACUACUACAAGGAUGAGAGUGGAUACGGUGGCGACUUCAUCUACGACCAUGCCGACGGUUCCAAGAUCGAAUGGAAGGCAGAGAAGGAUCUCACUCUGCGUCUUGAGAGCAAGAAGCAGCGUAACAAGAACACCAAGCAGACCCGCGUCGUCAAGAUCAGCGUGCCCACCGAGUCUUUCUUCAACUUCUUCUCCCCCCCGCAACCCCCAACCGACGACGACGCCUCUAUUGCCAGCGACAUCGAAGAGCGUCUGGAGCUGGAUUAUCAACUGGGUGAGGAUAUCAAGGAGAAGUUGAUUCCCCGUGCGAUCGACUGGUUCACUGGUGAGGCACUCCACUACGAGGAGUUGGGUGAUGAGAUGGAUCCGGAUGAGUUCGAGGAUGAGGAUGACGAGGAUGACGAGGAUGAGGACGAUGAGGACGAUGAGGACGAGCGGGGAUCGGACCAGGAUGUUGAGGAUGACUCAGACGAAGAGGAUGGUACUUCUAAGCCCAAGAAGGAGGCAGCUGAGUGCAAGCAAAACUAG